UAGGCAUAAGUCAAGUUUGGAAAGUCUGAAUUAGGUGCAAAUAGGCUAAGAUUAAUUCAGUCAGUUGUCCACUAGAGGGUGACGGGUAGUCGUUGUGGAUUGCUAUGAUUUCCGUAUGAGAAAAAUAUAUCGAAAAUAAAUAAAUUGAAGAAAUGGAUCCAGAAGAUGCAUCUGUGAGAAAUUUCAAAGACUUUUUACUUAUCUACAAUAAAAUGGCAGAGUUAUGUUUUAAUCAUUGUGUUUAUAAUAUGAAUCAGAGAGAUCUAACAACAGAAGAGGUUGAUUGUGUUAAUAAAUGUGCCAGUAAAUCAAUUCAUAUAAACCACAAGCUGAUGUCUAUUUAUAUGGAAGUUCAACCAGAAAUUGUCAAUAAACGUAUUGAAGAAGCUAAUUUACAAGCACAAGCACAAUUAGCAAAUGAACAACAAACAUUUCAAACUUAAUGUAAAUUAUUGUAAAUACAUUUGAAACGUUUUAUAUGUAGAUAUAAAAUAAAUACAUUUUUUGUUGUCUUUAAAACUUUUUCAUCAAUCAUGUCAUUAAUAAUGUAUCGUUUUUCUUCUUCAAAUUGUAAAAUGUAAUGAAACACAAGUGAAAUGAUUGAUGGUAAAAAUUUUAAAAUUAAUUCUUAAAUAUAUAUAUUUUUUCCAGUAAAGAAUGAAGUAGGAUUUAAUUUUAACAUAUUGUGGGUUAUAUCGACAUAUUAGUUGACGGGAGAUUGCUCUUUUCACAACUCCCAGAAGUAACAUACAAUCAAAGAGAAGACACAAGAAAACUGCUUUCCUAAUAAUGCAGAUAUAAAAACAAUUAAGACUAAAAAUUAUAAUUAUGGAAUCCCAUGUGCUAUUUGGAAAUAAAGCAUUCAAAUCUUA
Messenger RNA from Centruroides sculpturatus (bark scorpion), 872 nucleotides. Its product is annotated as mitochondrial import inner membrane translocase subunit Tim10 B-like. The transcript is spliced from 4 exons. Gene Ontology annotation, cellular component: mitochondrial intermembrane space chaperone complex. The record is from RefSeq and is a predicted model, not a curated record. Bases 153 to 443 code for a protein of 96 amino acids. NCBI's taxonomy places the organism in Eukaryota, Metazoa, Arthropoda, Arachnida, Scorpiones, Buthidae.